AUGUGUAUGCCUUUACUAUCACCUGCUUCUGGAAUUAUUCAAUUUGAAAUGUCUGAAGGCCAAGCAAUGCAGGCUGGUGAACUUAUAGCAAGACUUGAUUUAGAUGAUCCUUCAGCUGUGAGAAAGACAGAACCUUUCAAUGGGACCUUUCCUAUCUUGGGACCUCCAACUGCAAUGUCUGAUAAAGUUCAUCAGAAAUGUGCUGCUAGUAUAAAUGCGGCACGAAUGAUUCUUGCAGGUUAUGAACACAACACUGAUAAACAGAUCAAAAAUUGUGGUGAGAGUGUUUUCCAGCAGAUAGUUGAGCGUGAUAUCUUACAUGAAAUGGUUAAAAUAGUAAAGAAGAAGCCAGACUUGAAUGUGAGGGAAAAGAUACUAAUCCUAAUUGACACAUGGCAAGAAGCCUUCGGGGGACCUCAGGGGAGAUAUCCUCAAUACUAUGCAGCAUAUAAUGAACUGAAGGCUGCUGGAGUUGAAUUCCCACCUCGAGAAGAGAGAAGUGUACCAUUCUUUACUCCACCCCAGACCCAGCCAAUAAUUUCUCCUGUUACUGAAUACAAUGAUGCUGCUAUUGAGGCCUCUUUACAGUCUGAUGCUUCGGGCCUCAGGUACUAUCUCGAUGACAACUGA
Humulus lupulus (European hop) is the source of this 630-nucleotide messenger RNA. RefSeq names its product TOM1-like protein 3. NCBI's taxonomy places the organism in Eukaryota, Viridiplantae, Streptophyta, Magnoliopsida, Rosales, Cannabaceae. Gene Ontology annotation, biological process: fatty acid biosynthetic process; protein transport to vacuole involved in ubiquitin-dependent protein catabolic process via the multivesicular body sorting pathway. The record is from RefSeq and is a predicted model, not a curated record. The transcript is spliced from 5 exons. Gene Ontology annotation, molecular function: ATP binding; acetyl-CoA carboxylase activity; ubiquitin binding. The coding region runs from base 1 to 630 and encodes 209 amino acids.